Molecule: messenger RNA, 1065 nt
Organism: Meyerozyma guilliermondii ATCC 6260
Lineage: Eukaryota; Fungi; Ascomycota; Pichiomycetes; Serinales; Debaryomycetaceae
Exons: 1
Coding region: 1-1065 (354 amino acids)
Biological process (GO): ribosomal large subunit biogenesis; rRNA processing
Cellular component (GO): nuclear periphery; preribosome, large subunit precursor; nucleolus
Source: RefSeq, a predicted model, not a curated record
AUGGCGAAAGGAAGCAGAGGAAAAGUAGACGCCGACGACUACCAGAGCCAGUCGUUGUCCAAGAAGGACCAGCGCAAGUUGAAGAAGCUCCAGGAGCAGAUCACAAGGGCCGAGCAAGAGGAUGAGUCUGAUGACGAAGACGUCGAAUCCGAAGUGGAUUUAGAGAAGUUGGCGGCAUCUGAAAGCGAGAGCGACCUAGACAGUGACGACAGUGAAGGGGAGGACAGCGAAAAUGAUGAGGAAGAGGAGAGUGGAAAGGAAGAUGAAGAAGAAGCGGAAGAAGAGGAAGAAGAGGAAGACAUUCCCCUUUCCGAUGUCGAUGUGGAUUCCGACGCCGACGUUGUUCCUCACACAAAAACAACCAUCAACAACAAAGCAGCAUUGAGGGAUGCUCUUGCGAGAAUCGAGCUUCCCUGGAGCAAGCAUUCGUUCCAGGAACACCAAUCGAUUGUCAGUGCCGAGAAGACUGAACUUUCCAUCAAAGACAUAUAUGACGACACCGAACGUGAACUUGCAUUUUACAAGCAGAGCUUGGACGCCGCCAAGCAGGCCAAGGCAACUCUCUUGAAACUCAAAGUACCGUUUUCUCGUCCAAUGGACUACUUUGCCGAAAUGGUAAAGACCGAUGAGCAUAUGGAUAAACUCAAGGCCAAGUUAUUGGAAGAGGCUGCCAACAAGAAGGCUUCCGAAGAGGCCAAGAGACAAAGACUGUUGAAGAAGUUCGGUAAGCAGGUGCAAGUUGCUACGUUACAAGAGAGAGCCAAGCAAAAACGGGAGACUCUUGACAAAAUCAAGUCUUUGAAGAGAAAGCGAGGAAGUGGUUUGACCAACGACGAUGAGUUCCAGGUUGCGCUCGAAGAGGCUACCAACGAGCACCAGCGGGAGAACAAGCGGGCUAAGCCCAAUGGCAAAAGAUUGGCCAAAGAUGCCAAAUUUGGCCAAGGCGGAAAGAAACGUGGGAUGAGAAAAAACGAUGCCACUUCUUCGGCAGAUGUUUCUGGGUUCUCCAACAAGAAGGGUAAGACGUUCAGACCGGGCAAGAGCAAGCGGUCCAGAAGAAAAUAA